This is a messenger RNA of Branchiostoma floridae (Florida lancelet), 6730 nucleotides long. RefSeq names its product ubiquitin-associated protein 2-like. Bases 195 to 3722 code for a protein of 1175 amino acids. The record is from RefSeq and is a predicted model, not a curated record. Lineage: Eukaryota; Metazoa; Chordata; Leptocardii; Amphioxiformes; Branchiostomatidae. Gene Ontology annotation, molecular function: protein binding. Gene Ontology annotation, cellular component: nucleus; cytoplasm. The transcript is spliced from 29 exons.
ACUUCCGGUCAUAGCUCAUCGAACGAAGAUUACCGAAGACUUGCGAAGGUGACGUAAUACUGUAACCGGACUUCCCCAGUGAUUCCCAGUGAGCUCUGUGGCCAGCGUGACCGUUUAUCCAGGCGGAGAGAAGUCCUCCUAACGAAAAUUCAGAUUUUGUAUUUUGUACAUACGUUGUUUUGUAUAUACUGUAUAUGAUGAGUGCGGUGGGGACACGUGGUUCCCGAGGAGGCCAUCGAGACCGAGCUUCCUCGGCCAAGACACAGACACAGCCCGGCGGCAAGGGAGCGCAAGUCUCGCCCCCCGAGCGGCUUCCUAAACAGCCCCAGGCUACAUCAGAGCAGAUGCGGAUUGCCCAGAUGAUCUCAGACACAAGCACAGAGGACCCUCAGUGGCAGGAGAAAAUCCAGCAGGUCCGUGAUGUGACAGGCAGAGGAUUGGACGAGGCAACGGUUGCGCUCCACGAUUGUGACGGAGAUGCGAACCGCGCCAUCAACAUGCUGCUGGAGGGGGAGCAGGACCAAGGAGAGUGGGAGACGGCAGGUAAGAAGAAGAGCCGCGGAGCUCCGUCCACACAGCGGGGGCUGGACUCUGGGCCGCCCGGGAAGGAGAACAGAGAGGAGUACCGGCGAGGACGGAACCGUGAUGAUCGGGACAGAGACGGGAGCUCCAGCCGAGGGAGGGGACCGCCACGCAUGGCACGGGGUGGCGGACGGGGAGGAUCACGUCCGAGAGAGAACGGGAUGGCAGAGGACAAGGAGGGCAGCAGAGACAGAGGCGGGCGGGGGCGCGGUGACAGGCGUAACCGUGGUGACAGGGAUGGAGACAGGCGACCGGGCAGAUUUGGUCACAUGAAUGGCCCGUCUCGGCCAGGCAGAGGAGGGUUCGGGAGGCCCAGACAUGACGGACCAAAGAUAGGUACGUUCAAUCCUGAUGAGAUAAAGACAGAGAAGACGUCAGACAUAUGGCCUAACACUGAGUCAGAGUGGUUUGUUCCAGGUACGUGGAACCCGGACCAGAUCGAGACACAGGAGGACUGGGGUGCUGACGGAGACUGGACCGGAGAUCUGUCGGAGAGUAAGGUGUUCACACCUAGUGCACCUGUGGCCAAUCCUGAACCCAUCAGAAGCACGCCGUACCAGGGAGAGAGAAUCGACCUGGCAAAGCUGUUGAACCCGAACGGUGGCUCGACGGGCUCGGCAGAGACGAACGGUCCGCAGUCGUACGGUCCUAUGGGGGACAACAUGAACAAGCUUGGGGCGGCGCCGUCACAGGGUCUACAUCAGGUAGAUUUCCUUCGUCAGUUGCAGCAGGGGUCGAGCUCGCUGGGGAUGACAUCACUGGGUACGUCGCUGGGCACGUCCAUCGGGAGUUCCAUGCCGUCAAUGACGUUCUCACAGCAGCAGAACCAGGCUCCCGAGUCACAGACGAGACCCAACCAGCUCCCCCCCAGCCUUCAGCAGGUGAUCCAGCCUCCCUCGUCUGCAGCGCCGGGCAGCUCGCAGCCUCCCGUGCAGCCCCCGCUGUCCUCGGUACAGCCGGCGCUGUCCUCCGUCCCCCAGCCGCUGUCCUCGGCGCAGGUGGGGCCCAGGCAAGCCAAGCCGCCCAGGCGGAAGAUGCCACCCCCAUCCAAGGUGGGCAAGUCCGCUAUCCCAGAGUCAGCAGUGGAGAUGCCGGGAGGUUCCAUGUACUCUGUGGACAGUCUGGACAUCCAGUUUGGAGCCAUGGACUUUGGUUCCGAGUCCACCUCCACAGCGCUGGACUUUGGGUUUGGAACGGACGGAACGAGCAGUUUGCUUGGAACGUCUAGUCUGGGUGUGUCCACAUCGGGCGGAAGUAGACUGACGGCCACAAAUACAGACACAACGUACGGGUCAGGGUUUGUGGGGUCAGGGGUCAACGAGCAGUCGCUGCAGUCUAUCAUGUCCACGGGCUCCACCACGACGACCCAGACCACGCAGCCCGCGGUGGAGACGCCGUCCCCGAGGUCUGCUUACCAGUCUCCGCACCACACCCCGCAGAAGGACACAUCCAAAGGCAUUCAGGUUACGGGUCCAGAACCGAUUCCCUUCCCCUCAUCACAGAUGGAGGGCAAGACUGGCCCCCUGGUGGGGUCACAGAGGUCACAGCCCAGCGGCAUGGACGCUCUGGGCUCCAACAAGAGUGAGCCGUCCCUGUCAUCCCUGCCCCCACCACCAGGGGUCGCCACGUCAGCCUCCCAGCUGUCCUCCCACCAGGCAGUCUCCUCCGGCCUCUCAGGCUCAUCGUACGCGCCCCACUCCACAACAUCGCACUCAUCAGCUCAUCACAGCUACAGGGACACGAGUGGUAGUCACACCAACUCCAUCCAGGGCUCUGCCAUCAACUCCAACAAGCUGGGUGCUGGACUGAAGGACUCAUCAGCGUAUGACUCACAGCUCUCCAAUCAGCCUUCCCUGGAUCACAUGAGCCACUCGAUGGCGGGGAGUCACACCACGGGCGGGAGCACCUCGGUACAGAGCAGCACGGUCCAGUCUACGGGAUCCACCGGCCUCACGUCAGCGCUGGGACUCACUACGACGGGAUCUGUCACCUCCACAACAGCGCCAUCGCUCAAGGGGUCGCUAGGCACCACGGGACAUCAUGUUGUCUCGAGUGUUUCUCAACCUCAUAAUGCCGCCCCUUUUCCAGGUAAAGCCCCUCCGAACCUCCCUCCCGGCGUGGGCCUCCUGCACAACCAGUAUCUCAUCGGGCCCGGCACCGCCGGCAUGCUUCCAGCUUACGGUUUUUUUAACUGGCCUCAAAACGCAGCUCGAAUGGCUGCCCAAAGCCAGCAUCAGCCCAUCUACAGUUUUGAAGACAUGCAGGUGUUGCAGUCCAGAAUGCCCAUGGCGGGGUACGCGUAUGAUAUGCAGUUCCAGCCUCCCACAACGUUAACUGGAAGGGACGGGACGCUGCCAGCGUAUUCAGGCACAGAUUCCAAGUUCACGCGAGGCGAGGCGUCGUCCCCGAUCCCAUCCUCGGUUGCCGGGCAACAACAGCAGCAACAGAGCACGCACCACGGUCAGACGCAGGCGUUCCUGAACCCCGCGGCCGGGAUCCCGCCUGGGUAUAACUACUCCAUGCCGUUCUACCAUGGCGUGGCGGGUAUCGCGCCCACGGGAUUCAACUACGGACCUGCCAUGUUUAUGGCACCUGCAACGAAGCAACACGGAGCGGGAACAGCAACAACGCAGUUCCAGCAACCAGGCGGCUACGGACAACCUGGCACACAUGGUUACGGUACAGGUUACGACGAUCUGACGCAGACGCAGGAUUUCACCAAGAGUGGUUACCCCUCCGGCACACAGACGGGCUCCAAGGGAACGGUCGGAUCAACGGGCAAGGGGUCGGUGAGUUCCGGCACGUCUGCGGGUUCAGACCUCAACAUGUAUGGCAAAACUCACCAGUCGUUUGACAAGCAGGGAUUCCCCGCCGGCACCCCCCCUCCGUUCAACCUGCCGCUGGCUACAGGUGGCCAGGGGGGCCCCCUCAACCCUGCGGCGGCCACCGGGUACCCCCACACGGCAUUCAUGACUCCCAUGAUGCCCCACCACACGCAGCACCACUCCCAGAUUCCGCACCAUCUUCUGCAGCAGGACGGACAGGGAGGGACGAGCCAGCGGUCCCAGCCCAGCGGCUCGCAGCCCAAAGGCCCCAGUUCCAAGUCAGCCUACGGCUCCACCUACUGGGGGGCCAACUAGCCUCUCCCCUCCUGGGGUUGUACAUGUCCUUGAAUAAACCCCCUUCUCAGUGGGUUUUUGGUUGGGGGGUCUGUGAACAUUGUCCUUCUCUGUCCAUUCUGCAUGAAUCCGGAGCUGUAGUAGUGCCCCCUUGCAUGGUUCUCGUGCAUAACAGAGCAACUUAGAGUUCAGUAUUUCUUAACGAUAGCUUGUGACGUUGUGUGUGGCCCUUUGGGUGGGGGGAGGGAAUAAGGAUCGAUGUUUCAGUAUAUGAUGACGAUAAAUCAGUGGCAACUAGUGCUGCCCAGUGUAUGUAAUGUACAUGUGUAUGAAUCCUCAUUUUUAUGUUCUGUAUAGAGACCUGAUAAAACUUGAUAGUUAGAUUGAGAGAGAUGAAAAAAGACAUUCUUCAGAAUUACAACUUGCUGCCACAGACUAAGGAUUUUUGUCUUUCUAUGACGUGGUGUUCCAUUGUUGCAUUUGGGAGGAAUUGGGACGUGGCUGACUGUUUUUCGGGAAGGCCAGCGUCAGAAGCGAGACGUCGGUACAAGUGCCUUACGAGGUGACGUGUGCAGGCGGGGAUAGAACGAGAGAGAAAGAAAGGUUCCCUCUGUAGCUGUAAAUUUCCUGUUCUGAGACCCAAAAAAGGGAAGAGACUGAUGACAAACUUGAGGGAAAGCCCUAAAUGGAGCUUGUUUUAUGCUGUGCCAGAUAACAGGAAGGUUGUUGAAUAUGAAUUCCUCUGUUACAGCCAGCAUUUGGGACUCCCUUCUAGUGUAAGAUAACAAGAGUGUGAACAUUUUCAACUUUCAGUAAGGCUUUUUCCUGCCUUGGUUUUUGCACCUUACAUCCUGAUGUUGUUUUUUUCUUCUGGUUAGCAGGGAUGAACUGAUCUAAACAUACCUACAGAGUUCAAAACCAAGUGUCAAAGGUGCCAAACCAAGACUGUAGAAAGACUUAUUUUAGGUGUUUUUAGAAUACCUCCUUCAAGCAUAGGAGCUUGUAAUGUCCUUCAUGUGACCUUAAACUUUUCAGCAGGCUGAUGUGACCCUGACUUGGACUGGGAGAGUUGGGAUGUAGAUGUGCCAUGGGCAGGGGCCCUUCACUGGAUAAGACCCGGGUGUGAUUUAGCCCUGCACUGGACCUUAAAUCUAGUCAGAACAGCUUUCAAAAAGUAUGAAAUUCAUUUAUCAGUUCACUCAGUCAAACCUUUUCCUACUGCCUAACAAAUUUGGAGCAGAGAUGCUCUCUCGGCAGGUAGAAAAUUGUUAAUGGCAGUGGUUCGGGCAUGAGUUUAUCACCUCCGUCAGGCUUUAUUUGAACGAUGUGAUGCUGGUGUCCUUACACGAGUCUGUAUGCAGGCAUCACCAGGUAAAAUACAUUUUAAUGCCAUAUUCCGCAGUGGCCUGGACUUAAGGAUCAUGCUAUGUUGUUUUAUGUACCCAUGCAGGACUUUGGUGCUUUUAGUUAAUAGUCAUAUAGGGAGGAGGGCCUCAUUAACCCUAGCAGUGCCAUGGAACCCAUUCUACAGUCUAACUGGCCAUUGUGUUGUGAGGGUUAAUAAGUCCAUUGUUCAGGAAUGGAGAAAUGAGAAUGUAAGGUGUUUGGGUUCCUUUUACCAAAGAGUGGAGAAGUCUGAUGAACAUGUAUCUGCGUGGAUGCGUGUCUUACAGUAUGUGAACAGUAAACCUGCCGCAGGGAUCCCUGUGGCGAACAUGUCCAACGUUAGAAACAAAGAAGCUCUUCCUGACAUGUGACAUUGAGGUACCUCACAUGGGGACCUAGAAAGGGCCUGUUCAUUCCUUAACAUGACUACUGUUUUAUUCUGGGUUACCGUUUGAAGGUUUCUUCCAAUAAUAUAACAAAAAGGCCAGAUUGAUGAGGUAAUGUUGUGCAUUAAGCACCAUAUCUCCAGGUUGGUUUGAAGUUGCAUUUACUGAACAAUUGACAGGUAUAAAGACCUGGGACUGGGAGGUUAUGGCAAAACAGAAAUGUUGUAUUCCUGAUCUAUCAGGAAAACAUGACAGCUCGUCCUGGGGAGCCCUGUGGAAUGGUUUACUGGUGCUAAGAUAAAAAAAAUUUGGUAAAAUGUAAACCACAUUGCCCUUUUCUACCCAACCUUUCCCCUCAAUUUGCCUUGUCAAAGCCUUCCAGCUUGUAUUUCGGCCAUGUUAACCUGCAUUCUGAGUCCAGUAGAAAUAUGCACUUGUCUGUAAUGUAUACAUAGAUAGACUGGGUACUAUCCUUUUUGUACCUAGCCUUUUUACACUCACUACCUGACUACCCUCAAAAACUUCAGGUAGUGAUUGUAAGGAGCCCUGGUAGAAAUGGAAUGAUACCCAGGCUAACAGAUGUAGGAAAGCAAACCAACAGUAAACUGAACAAUGGUAAAGGCACAUCAGUUGUAGAAUAUCUUCCCAAAGGCAAACAGUGCAUUUCCUGCUGAUUUUGCUUUUCCAGUUGUUCCAUACCUUGAUGGAAACAGUAAACAUUACAAAUAUGCUGUACAUAUGAAUGUUAAUUUUACUUUAGUUCUGACUCUGAUUCGAAUAAGUUUGAUAAAAAUUGAGACUGCAUCAGUUCAUGUCCUUGGUUCUAAACCUUUUUCAAAUGGCAAGACUUAAAACAGUAGCUUACUCAGUACAGUAUGUAUGCUGACAUGUAUGUAGUAUCAGGGACUCUUACUUCAGGGGCUACAACGUAAUUACUUAUCCCUUGAAACUUCAUUAUUAUUGCUUAUUUAUCAUUCUGAUGGUCAUUACAGUCAGUCACAGUGUAUAUAUCCAUAUAUGGUAACCAAGUGUAUGAACUGGUGUGUCCUCACAUGACCGAAAACAAGCUGGCUACAGAAGGCAGUGACAGCAUUCUGUUUGUUUUAAGCUAUAUUCCACAAUGUUAGAGGUCAGAUUGUAUCGCUACCCAGGUGGUAAAGUAUAAGGUCCCUGUCCGGUAUGUAACCCAUAUAAAGGGUUCUGUCUUUUUUUGUUUGAGAUGGAAAAAAGGAAAUAAAAAGGAAUGGAUUCCUCUCA